This is a messenger RNA of Chara braunii, 1564 nucleotides long. The record is from the annotation of a GenBank genome assembly. Lineage: Eukaryota; Viridiplantae; Streptophyta; Charophyceae; Charales; Characeae.
AGGAUGCAUGUGUGCGGCCGCGUUCUAUAAUUAUUAUAAGCAAAAUUUGGAGGAGGGUAUGUAUCUAGUUUAUGUCUCUGCAGCAGGCGAGCCUGUGAAAAUGCCGUCGGAGAUAGAGGGAGUAGUCGCUAAGUACCCUAAUCUAUUCGAAGAGCCGAAAGGGGUUGUCGAGAGGGACGUCGUCCACACGAUAGAGAUUAUCCCAGGGUCUAGCAUCCCGAAGGGUAGGAUCUAUCGGAUGUCUCCAGGCGAGCUGGAUGAGCUUCGCCGGCAACUCAAGGAACUCAUAGAGAAGGGUUGGAUCCGGCCGAGUGUCUCCCCUUAUGGAUCUCCAGUCCUAUUCGUACCAAAGAAGGGGGGGACCCUGAGGAUGUGCAUUGAUUAUAGGGGCCUCAAUGCCAUCACAGUCAAGAACCGAGAGCCCCUACCGCGCAUCGACGACUUGCUGGACCGAGUGCAAGGGUGUCGGUACUUCAGUAAGAUAGAACUGAAGUUCGGGUACCAUCAGAUUGCAAUACGGUCCGAGGAUCAACACAAAACCGCAUUUCAGACCAGGUACGGUCUGUACGAGUUUGUGGUGAUGCCUUUCGGCCUUCACAAUGCUCCUGGCACCUUUCAGCUCGCGAUGAAUCGGAUCUUUCAUGACUACUUGGAUAAGUUUGUCAUCGUGUACCUUGAUGACAUAUUAUCUUCAGUUAGGAUUGUCGAGGAACAUGUUUGCCACUUAGAUAAAGUCCUUAGUCUCCUUCAACGGCACAAGUUCAAGAUCAAUGGCGAGAAGUGGGCAGAACAUGAUGACGGAGUCUGUGUGGACGAAGUGGUUUGUGGAUUAGGAAAGGGGGCAACGGAUAAAGACAAAACCAGGGGAGGUAGGAAUGGUGAAGACAGGGGUGGUAGAGUAGUCGGAAGGUGGGUAACAGACGGCGAUAAAACCAGGGGAAAUAAAGGAGGUGAAGACGGGGGGGAUGAAGUCAGGGGUGGUGAAGUGGCUGAAGCAGAGACAGGGGGGGCAGUUGUAGGUGAGACCCGAAGAGGGAACUCUGCAGGUGGUGAUGCAGGCAUGGCCACGGAUGCCAUGGAGGAACGCAUCGAGACCAAGGGAGACACAACAGAUGCGGUGGUCAUGGAUGCCAUGGAGGAACACGCCGAGACCAAGGGCGACACAACGGCUGUGGUGGCCACGGAUGCCAUGGAGGAACAUACCGAGACCAAGGGCGACAUAGCAGGUGCGGGUCGAGUUGCUCCCGAGGAAUCAAUCGUAGAAGCAACCAAGGCCGAUGAGGAAGAGGCUGUGAACCGAAAAGGGGCAGCCAGGGUCACAAACGGCAUGGAAGGGGUUACUAAGACUAAUGAGGACGCAAGUGCGGCAGACGCAGGUAAUGAAGAAGAGGCUGUGAUAGGUGUGACAGGCACCGAUAAUGAAGAAGGGGCUGUGACAGGCGUAGUCCGAGGACAGUGUGUAGAUACCCGAGAAAGCGGGUGAUGAAUAGACCAUCGAAGCAUGCUGCGGAACCAGCUGGAGAGGCGGGUCACAUGCGCAGGGUACCUGUGGUGACGUUUACGA